Molecule: messenger RNA, 1576 nt
Organism: Hibiscus syriacus
Lineage: Eukaryota; Viridiplantae; Streptophyta; Magnoliopsida; Malvales; Malvaceae
Product: ankyrin repeat-containing protein BDA1-like
Exons: 2
Coding region: 283-1410 (375 amino acids)
Molecular function (GO): protein binding
Source: RefSeq, a predicted model, not a curated record
UUUAUUUUAUUUUUUUUUUAAUUUUUUUCUUUUUAACAACCCUAGCUGUCUUUCAUCACUCCUGCCGCGCUGCCGUGGCCGCCGUUUACAGUGCCACCGUUUGCAGCGCCGCGAUAGUCUUCGAAACGUCCCCGAUUUCUUUCAGCUGUACCCUGCCACCGUGGCACGACCCCGAUAUGUAUCCCAGCCAUCCCCGUGCCGGAGACGUAUCGGGUACUUGAAACGGGUUCCUUUGCCGUCCCCGUUUCAUUCCAUCUUGUAAUUUCCUUUUUACCUCCUCACAUGGAUCAAAAUCUGAAAACAGCUGCCGAGUCGGGCAACGUUAGCCAACUGUAUGAAUUAAUCGAGAGAGACGGAAACGUUUUGAGGCGGUUCGAUAAGGUCGAGUUCAUCGAGACUCCAUUACACAUAGCUGCAGAAAAAGGGUGCAUUGGGUUUGCACUGGAGAUCAUGAACUUGAAGCCAUCCUUCGCUAAGAAGCUGAACCACCGAGGCUUGAGCCCCAUGCACACUGCGGUCGGAAUGGAGCAACAAGAGAUGGCCCUGCGUCUCCUGGAAGUUGAUAAAGAUGUUGUUCGUGUCAGAGGAAAGAAUGGCGAGACCCCUUUUCACUACCUCUGUAAACUUGAAAACCAACCCCGUCUGUUGGAUAGAUUUAUGCAGGCUAGUCCCGAAUGUAUGAGAGAUGUUACGGUUCAGAAUCGCACUGCUUUGCAUAUCGCAGUUGAAAGUAUCAGGCCGGACGUCCUAAAAGCCCUACUCCGAUCGCUCGGAAAGAAGGACUAUUAUCAGGAAGUGGUGAACAGACAGGACGAGGACGGCAACACUGCACUCCACAUAGCUGCUACCAAUAAUCAACCUCAGAUGCUCAGGUUGCUACUAGAAUACAAGGCUGAUAAACAUAUAACCAAUCAAGCUGGUUUGACGGCGUUGGAUGUAGCACAUCAAAGUAAUAACAGAGAAAACAUUACUAUUCUGCGUCGUGACUUCAUUCCGGGAGUUUCGAACUUGAAAUACAAGUGGGGCAAACGAAUCGUCAAGUACGCUGCAAAAGCAUCAUCGCUAAUUUUUCACGAUAUUGACAAUAUAUCAGGGGAUGACCGUAAUGCCUUACUAGUAAUCUUAGGACUGCUCCUAACUGCAACCUACCAAUCCGCUCUUAGCCCGCCUGGUGGUAUUUGGCAGGGCGACGAUGCUUCAUACGUCAGCUCCACCGUAAACGGUGAACGUAAGCUCCCAGGGUCGUCAAUGAUGGACACAUAUAAUUUUCUUUAUUUCUAUAUUCCAGCCUAUAUCGUCUUCAUCGUAACCUUUUUCCUAACUCUGGGUCUGCUUGAACCAUUUCCCCAAGGUUUUAGGUCCUACUUUCGUGUCUUGCAGUGUGCUUCGAUCAAUCAGUAUCUGUUCUAGCCCUAACCGGUCCGGCAUAUACAGUUGUCAAUAUAUUUUCUAUAAUCCUUUUCAUUUUAAUGGUGUUCAUGGGUAUCACCCAUAAGGUGUCAAAACUGAGUGUUUCCAUUGUAGUAUGUUGGAUAUUCCCUUCGAUUCUUUACAAUUACGAUGGUCAUUUCCCUCC